Molecule: messenger RNA, 654 nt
Organism: Triticum turgidum subsp. durum (durum wheat)
Lineage: Eukaryota; Viridiplantae; Streptophyta; Magnoliopsida; Poales; Poaceae
Source: the annotation of a GenBank genome assembly
AUGGUGUAUCCGGCGCGGCCAUAUAAGCCGGCCCAACCGGGGCCAGUUCACUCCCAUCGUCUCUCCCUUCCUUCGCCCACUGCACUCCCACUCCUACGCUUCCCCGCCUCGAUCGCCAUUCCGUCGAGCACAUCCCGGGCGACGCAGGCGGCCAUGGAGGACGGCGGCGCGAGGGCUGCCGCGGUGCAGAAGCUGAUGGCGGCCAAGGCCAAGUCCGGGAAGAGCUUCUCCGACAUCGGGGCCGAGACGGGGCUCACCAACGUGUAUGUCGCGCAGCUGCUGCGCCGCCAGGCGCAGCUCAAGCCCGACACGGCGGCCGCGCUGCGGGCGGCCAUCCCGGCGCUCACCGAGGAUCUCGUGGAGCUCAUGAUGCAGCCGCCCUUCCGGUCCUACAACCCGAAAAUGGUCCACGAGCCCGCCAUAUACAGACUGAAUGAAGCUAUCAUGCAUUUUGGAGAGAGCAUCAAGGCAAUCAUCAACGAGGACUUUGGUGAUGGAAUCAUGUCGGCUAUAGACUUCUACUGUACAGUCGACAAAGUUAAAGGGGCUGAUGGAAAAGACCGUGUGGUGCUCACAUUUGAUGGGAAGUAUCUGCCUCACACUGAACAGAAAGCCGCGAAUAUGAUGUCGAAGUUGCCCUGCAAGGCACCUUGA